AUGGUUCGCAUCGCUGCUGCUGCUGUCCUGGCUUUAGUUGCCGUGUCUGCUAUGGCGCUCUCGUCUGACGGCACUCCCGCCAAUGCGGCCGUUUUGCGGGCCCGUCAGGAUGCAGAGGCUCCCCCGGCGGAGAAGCCCAAGGAGGAGACGCCUGAAGAGUUCAAGAAGUGGCUGCUGACUGUCGCCGAGGCGGCCGAUGAGCUCCGAAAGAUGGUCGAGGAGGUGGCCAAUGGAGAUGUUGGCAAGGCUAACUAA
This is a messenger RNA of Cordyceps militaris CM01, 255 nucleotides long. RefSeq lists its product as uncharacterized. Bases 1 to 255 code for a protein of 84 amino acids. NCBI's taxonomy places the organism in Eukaryota, Fungi, Ascomycota, Sordariomycetes, Hypocreales, Cordycipitaceae. The transcript is spliced from 2 exons. The record is from RefSeq and is a predicted model, not a curated record.